Messenger RNA from Orbicella faveolata, 3246 nucleotides. RefSeq lists its product as uncharacterized. Gene Ontology annotation, molecular function: monooxygenase activity; heme binding; oxidoreductase activity, acting on paired donors, with incorporation or reduction of molecular oxygen. NCBI's taxonomy places the organism in Eukaryota, Metazoa, Cnidaria, Anthozoa, Scleractinia, Merulinidae. The record is from RefSeq and is a predicted model, not a curated record.
CCAUGAUCGUGUUUCAUAAAUUAAAAUUAGUGUCAAACUGUGGGGUUGACAGGUUCAUGGCAUUUGUGCAUUUGCCUUUCACUUUCGAUUUUCGAUUUCUCGACCUUUCUAUGUGUCGCACGUGUUCCCGAAGAGCACUUUACGCCGCUUUGUUAGAGAGUGGAGCCGUUUGACUGUGCUUUAGUAUUUUUUCUUAAAAGGUCAUGGGUCUCCAUGAUUUCCGCUGUUAUCUGCAUGUCGCUUCGGACACGGAAUCGAUUAUCGGCUUUCAUCGAUUGGGCACGGGGUGAGAGUGAUAUUGGCAGUAACUCAAACAGCUUAAUUAGAUCACGAAAGAUCACGAAAGGUUAAUAAAUCAUUUUAAAAAAUUCUUCUGACGAUGAAACUCUUCUACUCACCUAAUCCUACUCCAAAUCCCGGAUGAUAAGCAAACAUCGGUGAAUACUGCUCACUCCAAGAGCGUAACAGCUCAAGAGAAUCACCACGAAGAAAAGUGAACAGGUGGCCGAUCAGAGGCCAUUUGCCAGGUGGGCUGGGAAUCUUCUGCAGCGGAGACAACUUUUCUUCUAUGAAUUUAUACACCAACCACAGAAUGACACAUACUAAAAACGACAAGAAAAUGAACUUUGCAUUGAAAAUCUUGAAAAGAACGUCCAUAAUUACCCCUGAGGAGCUCAGAAUGCUGAAUCAGGCCGAAGGGUUGUACGUCAGGGCACUGGGUAAGAUAGGACAGUUGAGGUACUUACUAGGGUGGGGCUAGUAAAAAAUUAUCUACACAAUUAAAUCGGUCUUAACAUAAGUCUACAAAUUAAAACUAAUUUCGAUAUCUUGAACUUCUUAAUAGGGUUGAAAAUGCACAAGACCUCAUGACUUUAGUUUCAAUUAAGUUUUUUUUUUAACUCAUAUCCUAAUAAUAAAAUGGAAACCUCACCCCACCCCCAAGAAAGAAAAAGGUGCCUUGUCAUGGCGGCCGGGUGGACUAAGUGUGCGUGACUGUUUUCUUCGCUAAGAAGAAAUCAAAUAUUCACAGGGUUUGUGUGUUUCUAAAAUCUAGGUUAAAAAUACAAAAUGAUCAUAUUUAUUCUAACGAUUCCCAUUUUGCUAUGGUUCAUGUACACGUUCUUGAAAGACGAAUUUACAUCGCCGUUGAGAAAAAUUCCAAGGCCCGAUGGUUCUGUUCCUGUCUUUGGUCAUUUGUGGACAUUUCUUCGUGAGAAAAACCAUUUGAAAUUGGUGCAGGACUGGAGUGAAAAGUACGGUCCAAUCUUCCGGUACAGUCGUGGUUUUGGUGAAAAAAGAGUCUUCUUGUCAGGUCCUGAUCUGAUCAAACAUGUUGCUGUAACAAAUUCGAAGAACUAUGCUCGCACUGAAUUUGUACGGACUUUUAUACCCAGCAUUGGUAAUGGCGUAUUCUCCUCCAAUGGAAAGGAACAUGCUCGUCAACGUAAAAUGAUCAAUCCUGCAUUUAAUUACAAUAAUUUGACUGGGAUGGUAGAUGACUUUAAAGAAGUUACAAGCAAUCUUGUGAAGCUCUGGACAGAACAAUUGACCAAUUCAACUGAAGGAUUCGUGGAGGUGCUGGUCUCCACAGACUUGGCUCGUCUGACAUUAGAUGUCAUUGGGAGGUGUGCUUUUGGUUAUCACUUCAACACAGUGCUCUCAGGAGAAACUGAAAUUUCAAGUGCAUUUUCUGCUGUUAUCAAAGGUGUUGGUUUUGGCCGAGUCAUGCGAAAGAAACUCAUUCCACUGUAUGACUACCUUCCACUGGCUGAGAAUAAAAGGGCAAAGAAAGCACUUGAAAUAACAGAUGGAACUGUUCUUGAGGUUAUCAAAGCAAAACGUGAGAAAAGGGAGGAAGGAAUUGUGUCUUCUAAAAGAGACUUGUUAAGCUUGCUUAUGGACCAACAUGACGAAGAAACAGGAGCGACCAUGGAUGAUGAACUUCUCAGAGCCCAGGUGUUUACCUUCAUGUUAGCUGGUCAUGAAACUACCAGUGUGUCAAUGAUGUGGACCCUGUAUGAACUUGCGAGACACCCAGACAUAGCUAAACAGGUCCAACAAGAGAUUCAGUCGGUUAUGAAGGACUCAUCGGAAAUGACGUGGGCAAAACUGGCCGAGUUGAAGUUUCUUGGAAAUGUGAUAAAGGAAUCUCUGCGGUUCCACUCUCCAGCAACUAUGGCAGUACGUACUGCAAAGGAAAAUGAUGUGAUUGGUGGAUAUGAAAUUCCCAAGGGUACUUCUGUGGUUCUAGGAAUUGACGCUGUACAUCAUUCAACAAAGUUCUGGAAGGAUCCACAUGCUUUUGAUCCACAAAGAUUUGACGAAAAUGAUGAUAGUCAUCCCCCAGUUCAUCCUUAUGCCUUUUUGCCAUUUUCUGCUGGUCCUCGUUCGUGCAUAGGGAAUAAGUUUGCCAUGGUGGAGAUGAAAGCUGUAUUAUCCAUUCUUCUACAAGAGUUUAUCUUUGAAGAGAUUCCUGGAUUCACUGUGAUGCCAAUUAUUCGACUGACAGCAAAGCCAGAUCCCCCUUUACGUUUGAGGAUAAGGCAAUUGACCAGUUGACUACUAAAAUGAUUUUAGUUUGGCCUGUCUAAAAUUUUGUUUAACUUGAGGCGACAAUGCACAUACUAAAACUAGCCAGUGAAGCUAUUUAUUUGAUGUUUCUUUUUAUUAUACUAUAUAAUUAUACGUCAGCACUUUGUAAAAACGCAAGCCUGUUUUAUUAAACAUCAAGGGGAUUACGCUUACGUAAAGAACGUAAUUGUAAAUUCUGUUCAUUUAACCCACUGGAAGCUACCUCGUGACUCACUACCACCGCGAUAAAUUCAUGUUCCACGUGCCGGAGAAAAUCGAGUCGAGAAGCGAUUGCGAACACGAUAGAUGACAAUAAUAUGUAAACGUAUAAGCUUAUUAUAUAACAAUAACAGGGAUAAGCCUUCUUUCAACGAGUUUUCUCUGCAAACAGCCUCUUUGGAGGUUUGUCUUUGUCUUUGCGGAGAUCGCUGUGCGCUACUUCUGACCAUGUUUGAAUCAAUUUCAGUACGCUUUAUGUAAAAGAGUUGAUUACACAUGAAUAACAGUCAUGAUCAAACUAUAACAAGAUUUUAAUACCAAAUUAUGAAAGUGCCACUGACUAUGAUCAAAUUCUCGAUACCCAUUUUUUACAUUUUCGUACACAAUAGAUCUUUCCUAGAUAGUUGGAAAAUUUCAAUCUAUUACGAACAUUAGAACUCAUGUUUUUUUGGACCU